AUGGAGGCGUUUUCCCUGGUGCACAUAGCGCCGUUGAGCACGGUCGUAUCUUUAUGGUACUUUUCUCGCGCUUGGGCAAAUCACUCACUACCUAGCCGACCACAUCAAUCUGCUAUUUUACUGCUUCUAUUAUCAUCUGUGUGCUGUUAUGUUGUCGCACAUUUCACGAAAACGAAACCUUCGAUAGAGGCCUUGUUCAGCGUCCAUCGAAGCCGGAGUAAAUCGGCAUCGGUUCUGCACGACGAUGACGAUUUUUCAAGAAACGGCUCGGAAGAAGCGCGUCCCAAUCGCCCGGGCAGAUGGGGCGUCAUUGUGUUGGUUUGGGUUCUCGCGACGCGUAUUGAGCUUUUCCUCUUCGUCCAGACGCAGCAGCAGUGUAGUUCCUUUGGGUUCGAGUAUUGGCUCUGGCCGGCGCUUGUUGUCUAUCAAUACAUUUCGUCUCGAGACAAGCUUCAAGACGCUAAAUACGGAAGCUCUGAUGACCCGUGGCAUAGCGAGGUUCAUGAUUGGGUGGCGUGGAUUGAGGGCGACCGAAUGCGCCACCUCAACCACUUCAUCAUAUCCGUCUCAUUUGCCAUCGCCGCCAGCAUCGCAGCAAAUCAGUUCGCGCCAUCAUCCUAUAUGUGUAUCCCAUCCAUCGACAGCCCCUCCUUGGUCUGGUAUUCUCAGACAGGAAUGCUGCUGCUGGACAUUACCAUUGCUAUACUGUCCUGGCAACAGUUGGUGUGGGGGAAACACAUGAGAGACCGCCUACAGAACAUUUCCAAAGUCCUCGCACUAUCGGCUUUGUCUGUUUUCAUGUUUGAUACCCUUCUAUCUUUCUGGGGAUCAGUGCAAGAGAUCAGCGGCGAUGUCGCCUUCCUGUACAGCUACGACAUCAUCAUUGAUGGCCUGGCGCUGUCGGUCCUCGUUAUUUCAGCCGCCCUGUGGAUAUGCGAUACGAACCUCACCGGGCCAGUCGGUAUUCCGACAGCCAUCGCAGGUAUAUGGCUGACAACGGAGAAUGCGAGUCGCUAUGGUGAAUGGGACUAUCUUCUGAGGACAGCCGUGCUACUCCCCCUCUUCGUAGCCACUGGAGCUGCAAUAGCAUUUACAUAUGCGCAACAUCUAAGAACGGUGGUGCAUCUCCCCCGCGGGCUGUUCAACUGGAUCGUCUUCAUUGUCGCUUUCAUCACCACUCUGCACGCCCUUUUAGCCAACGCGCCUUUAUAUGACCUUCGGCACCCUAUCAACCAGAUAUUGUACGAUAGUGAGAUUGGCUACAGACACUGGCUGGUCAAGGCAUCUACUAGUAGCACCUCCAGUACUGCCAUCCGAAUCUACGAAGACCGCCACGAGGGCCGCAAGGCGCCUCCGCAAUACAGGGAGUGGUAUGCACAACUCCGCCGCGCCAAGAUCAGAGACAAUUUUCCACAAAUCGACGAGGACCUUGCGCCCUUCUGGCACUUGACUCCGGAACAGCUGCGCGAGGCUGUGCAGGAAGCUGCCCGGCUUCCCGGUGUCGCAACAAUCGUCGUCAAAGACGGCGAGGCCUCGAUUGGGCGCAAUGAUGAGGGCGGCUCGGGUAAAGAAGCUCUCACGCGACUCGUGCACAUGGCCAACAACUUUUCGUCACACCUUCCCGACAUGACUAUUCCCAUCAAUUUGGCCCGGUCGCCUCGGAUUCUGCCACGGUGGGAGACUAGGUGGUCAUACAGCCGCGCGUCAGAAGAUGCCGCCGCUGCUGAUGUCAUCGCCGGGAGAUCUCUCCGCCAAGCCGAGAUGUCAGCAGCGCACGAGGCACAUGGCGACCAGCAGGGGGUAGUGCGAGAGAGGGGAAUUGUAGGACCGGAAAUUCAGAAUCCCAUGACGGCAGGUGAAUUUCGCGCCAUGCUCCGACAAGCCUGCCCACCGAAUUCCGCCUCGCGCGCGAAUCCCUACUGGGAUACGGCCGGGUUUUGCAGGCGCUGUGCGGGGGGUCACUCGACCCUGCAGCUCAUGUCAGACUGGCACCAGUCGCUGGAUUCGGUCUGCUCGCAGCCGGAUCUCAAGAACCUACACGGAUUUUACAUGACAGCACCUGACGUGAGACCUGUCCAGAAGCUGUUACCCCUCUUCAGCCUCUACAAGACGGCGCACUUUGCAGACGUGUUACUGCCGCUAUGGCCUGAAGAGGCAGCUCCAGCUGAGGCGGGGGAGGAUGUCCCAGAUAAGCCAUUUCUGGACCGAUCUGACAAAGUAUCCUGGUCAGGCUCCAUAGACAAGACUACGCUGAUCAAGCCCAUUAAGGUUGAUCAGGUGCGACAAUGGCUGUAUGCCAAGCGUUCAACGGCAGCGGUGAAUAGCAAACUGCCGCUCGAUGUUGGCAUCUCAGACUAUACGGCAUGCACGGGCCACAACUGUGAUGCUCUGAAGCAGCUCUUUGGCGAUGAUUUCCGCGGCCAGACUAGCGAUGAUAGCAAGAUCGUGCUGCUCCUGGACAAUGAUGACGGUCCUGCGCUGGGCACGCUGCGCGCGCUGCGUACCGAGACGAUGCCCGUCAUCUCCACCAUUUUCAAGACGUGGUAUACCUCGCGUCUCCAGCCCUGGGUGCACUUUGUGCCGCUGGAUGUACGAUAUCAGGCGCUGCACACGACGCUCUCGUACUUCACCGUGCUCGAGGACCGCAGGGGGAGCGGCGUCAUGGACUCCAAGGGCAUAGCCCAGCAGGGCAAAUUCUGGGCCAAGGAGGGGUUACGGGAGAGCGAUCAGGAAAUAUACUUUGCUCGUUUACUCAUGGAAUGGGCCAGAUUGGUCGACGACAAACGCGACGAGAUUGGCAGUAAAAAGAAAUGA
This is a messenger RNA of Akanthomyces muscarius, 2814 nucleotides long. RefSeq lists its product as uncharacterized. Bases 1 to 2814 code for a protein of 937 amino acids. The transcript has 6 exons. Lineage: Eukaryota; Fungi; Ascomycota; Sordariomycetes; Hypocreales; Cordycipitaceae. The record is from RefSeq and is a predicted model, not a curated record.